AUGACUGAUCACAUUAACGCAGAAGACGAUAUAAUCAUCUGUUUGCGAUCAAUGCAUAAAAGCAACAUCUAUAUGGAUCAAUUACAAUCAGAUGGAGAUGGAAUAGAUGUCUAUCAAUUCGACGAUGUUGACGAAUGUGUUGAGUAUUUCCUGACAUUAAAUCCUGAAGAUGUGUUCGUUUUUCUAUGGCUUGGCUUCGGCUGGAAUCAUCUCAUUCCUAUCGUAUAUGAUUUUGAACAAGUUCGAUGUGUCUAUCUUAGUGAGCCAGUACAUCUAAAAGACACAUCAAAAGUCCAUGGUGUAUUUACUGACGCCGAAGAUUUGUUGAAACAAAUUGAAACGGAUAUCCGAAUUUGUCACCGAGAUCUGUCGACACAUUUGACUAUGCUGAAUGAUGAAGAAAUGUCAACUAUUCAUAAUCCACAAGGAAAUGCUAUUCGUUCUCUAUGGUCUGAAAUACUGUUACAAGGACUCAUUCGUAUGCCUGCACCUUCUACAGAUGUGUAUAGAGAAAUGAUCAAGGAAGCGCGCUUUUUCCAUCGAAAAAAUCUAGCUCAACUUCAACAAAUCGAUGAUUUUGAGAAACAUUAUCGUGCUGAAGAAGCGAUUAGAUGGUAUUCACGCGAUUCAUUCAUCUAUCGUCCAGUUAACAAGGCUCUUCGAAUUCAGAAUUUAGCUAUUCUCUUUAAAUUCCGAUUUUUCAUUCGUGACAUGUGUGAACAAUUGAAAAAACUAUAUCUUCAACAGUAUUUCAAUGAACAAGCCAAAAGCAAAGAACCAUCAACAGUGAGAAUGUAUCGUGCAAUGAAAGUCUCAUCAACUGAAUACAGUCGUCUUCGAUCUUGUGCACCUGGAACAAUUAUCUCGAUAAGUUCAUUCGUAUCAACAUCAUGCAAUCCAGAUGUUGCAGUUUCAUAUUUGGGAAAUGAUUUAGAAAGAGACAUCAUGCUUGAAAUUGAAAUUGAUAUAAAAUCACUCAAUUCGGAUGUUUUGCCUUUUGCUGACAUUCACACAUUUAGUGCGAUGCCAGAUGAAGACGAAGUGUUGUUAUCGAUGGGAACCACUCUGAUAGUGGAGUCUGUCACAGCGAAUCCUCAAUAUAAAAAUAUUUGUGUCAAAACUAAGCUGCGUUACGACUUAGAUCCUCAAAUGAGAGAACUAAAAACAUUCAUUUUGGAUAUACAACUACGAUGCGGAGAGAGUGAAGAAUUUUAUGUGGAUGCUUUGAUCUGUCUUCUCAUCGCAACUGAUCGUCAAAAAGCGAAAGAAGUAUUCAAAUUGUGUAAAUCAGGACGAGGAUGUAUUAUGAAGGAAUUCUCUGAUCUAUCGGACCAGAUGUUAGAUUCUCUCAUUCCGUCGACGUUAACAGUUGACACGUCUGGGAACGCAUUGACUGGACUGUUCACAAGGACGGCUGAGAUCUUUCAGAAUAUUAAUGCUACCGCAAAUCUAUCAAAAAACUCACAAGAUUUCAUUUCAUCAGUACGAGAAGACUUCCACGACAUUGCCAGUUUGUGUAAUGGCAUAGACAACAUAGACGAUUUUGAGCAGCUUUUAAUGCCAUUAACACGCUGUAUUCCUUCUGCUCAAUCGUGGUUAAAUUCGCUACCGAUAGGGUUUCCAUCUUUGCAUCCAAUUCAACAUCAGAUGCAGUUAAUGAUAAGUAUGCGAAAUGUCUUGGAAAGCAAUAGUACUGGAACGCUGAGUCGUUUUGAAACUAGCCAAACAUCACCCAUCGCUGCUAUUAUGCACAAUGACUGUUUGCUAACUUUUCUUUUGACUGACGUGCUUCAGCAUAAAAACGUACUCAAUAUCAAUGCUCCUUUGAUUGAAAACUCAGAGAAUUGUCAGACGUUAAGAAAACCUCAAAUCUAUGAAGUUUUCAACUUGGCCAAUAAGUAUGACUUGCAGAAGGACUGGCCCUUAGCUAUUGGAUAUUAUCAAAAUAUUAUUCAGAGUUACGAUUUACCACCUAAUUCAUUAAUGCUUGUUGACUUGUAUUAUCGCAUCGGUUUAUGCUUUGCUGAAAUGUAUGAGAGGGAAUUGGCAAUGUUCAACUAUCAGAAAGCUCAACAUCUGUUGGAGCAACAUCAUCCACCUACUCAUCCUCUUUAUGAUGAUGUAAAACUUGCAAUCCGUAAACUGCAACUAGGAAUACAACUGCAACAAUUAAGGCAGCAGUUGACUAGUUUCAUAAACUAUUUUGAAUCAUGA
Molecule: messenger RNA, 2214 nt
Organism: Adineta ricciae
Lineage: Eukaryota; Metazoa; Rotifera; Eurotatoria; Adinetida; Adinetidae
Source: the annotation of a GenBank genome assembly